Messenger RNA from Diprion similis, 2583 nucleotides. Its product is annotated as nyctalopin-like. The transcript has a single exon. The coding region runs from base 63 to 899 and encodes 278 amino acids. Gene Ontology annotation, cellular component: plasma membrane. Gene Ontology annotation, molecular function: protein binding. The record is from RefSeq and is a predicted model, not a curated record. NCBI's taxonomy places the organism in Eukaryota, Metazoa, Arthropoda, Insecta, Hymenoptera, Diprionidae.
GUAUAAGAUUCCCCUCACAUUUCGCGAGAGUUUAGUAGACGUCUAGCUCACUUAGAAUCAGUAUGAAGCUCCAAAGUGUCGUCGUGUUUGUUGCUCUCUGCAUUUUGGGCCUGACCGAAAUGGCCAGCGCAGUUUGUUUGCUGAGGAACGUAACGCGGCCCGUUCAAUACUGGUACCAGUGCUUCAAAUCGGACCAGAAUUACUUAUCAGACUUAAGAAAAUCACCGAUCGACAUACCAGUGGUGACGUUUACGAACUCGAGGAUACCAAUCGUACGUGAUGGAUCCUUCACUCGUUUUGGCAGAACUUUGGAAACCCUCGGAUUUCUGUUCAGCGGUGUUGAAGAGAUCGAGGAUCGUGCCUUUUGGGGUCUUCGUCAGUUGAACGUGCUCGCUCUCCCUGGAAAUAAAUUGAAAAUUAUGAAAAGUGCAUGGUUCGAGGGACUUCCAAAUUUGCGGAGAGUUUCGUUGGAAAAUAAUCAGAUAAAAUACAUCGAAGAAAACGUCUUUGCGGUUCUUCCACCCCUGGAAUGGCUCGACGUUUCCAGUAAUCAACUCAGCUGCAUCCCAACCGUUAAAGCUGCCAAUUUUCAAACACGUGACUUCCAGUUUCGGAACAACCGGCUCACCUGGACUUGCCAGGUCUUGGUGAUAGAUUGGCUCAAGGAAGCAGGAAUCAGGACGGACUACCUUGACUUUGGCAACCUGGAUCCACCGUAUGACCUUGCGAAAAUCUGCGUGUCUAAGCUGCCGACUCCUAAGCUAGACGAAGCAUUUCUCAACAAAUGCGUCGAGGAGACUACCCGCAAAUAUUUACCCCCCAUGGUGGAUUACACCGUUAAAGAUAUGUGCGAAUACCUCAAAGACAGGCCCUCUCCGUUCUUGGAUUGUUCCGUAUAAAGAAUAUUGCGAAAACUGUCACGUACUUGUAAUAUUCAUGUAACGAGCAAUAACGAACUCGUAUCAUGUUGCAAAUUGAGCAGUCUUAAUUAUCAAAUUACCGUCUAUAUUGCUUUUUUCCUGCAGAAGUAGGCAGUACUUGAGCUGUCUCACAAUCAAAAUUCAUACUGCAAUAAGUCACUUCCUGAAAAUAGUGGAAUUACCAAAAUGUAGUGUAACGAAUCGAACGCAAAUGUUUUGUUAUCACAAAAUAUAUCUGCAAUCCUUUCCGCAUGUCCCUACGUUGAGUAUCCAAAAAGUUCUUUUGCACCAGCGUAACAAAUCCCCCCCCUUGCCCCCCCAAAAUAGACCAAUUACCAAUUACACUUGCCUCUCUAAACAGGCCAACUAAGUAGUUCGCAGAAGGUUGUUCGAGUAAAUUGAUACUCAGGAGAUGAUGUACGAGGAUAAUCUUCAAACGUGCCUCUUUCAGUCUUUCAUAUUAUAGCUUCUCCUCCUUCAUUGGUUGAAUUACGCGCAGGAGAAGGAGAGCGGGACAUUCGCAGUAUAAGAUUUCGCUGAGCAUUCGAGAUAAUUCAGUCUGCGGUCAUUCAAGGAUCAGUAUGAAGCUACACUGCUUGUUAGCAUUAGUCUUUGGCACGGUGGGGUUUGCCAAUUUGUCGAGGAGUUCGUGUUUGCUCCGAAAUGCGAAACCGAAUGUGUACUGGUACCAGUGCUUCAGGACGGAUAAUUAUUUGGCCGAUGUGGAAAGGGCACCAAUCGAUGUGCACAGAGUGACGUUUGCCAAUUCGAACAUAAAAGUUCUGCUGAACGGAUCUUUCAGCCGUUUCAGUAAGAAUUUGGAACGGUUGGGAUUUUUCUACUGUGGUACCGAAGAAAUUGAAAACCACGCUUUUCACGGACUGACAGAGCUGGAAUAUCUUGCCGUCACCGGAGGCAAAUUGCAGGUGAUAAAGGGCGCGUGGUUUGAGGGGCUUUCGAAAUUGCGGAUUGUUUCGUUCCAAAACAAUCAAAUCAAGCAUAUAGAAGACAGUUUUUUCUCCACGGCCCCAUUUCAAAUGGUAGACAUUACCUCGAACCAUAUAACGUGCCUUUCAACUACUGCGUUGGCCAAUUUCAAAACGCUGGAGUUCUACUUCCAUCACAAUCGUCUCUCGUGGAUGUGCCAAGACAUGAUAAUAGACUGGUUGAAGGACAAGAACAUUGAGACAGCGGAACACUUCCCCGAGUAUAAGGAGGCACCCUACGAGCUUGUUAAAAUGUGUUCAAACAAAUUGCCCAAGGCUAAUCUUGACGAAGAAACUUUUAUCAAAUGCAUUGAAAACAUGACCAGCGAAUUGUUACCCGACAGACAGAAUUACACCGUUAAACAGUUCUGCGAAUUUCUGGAGAACAAAACGUCCCCUUUCUUAAAUUGUAAGGAAGAUUGAAAAUAAAUAAAAUAGCUCGUAUAAUCUGUCAUAACUUGACGCUUGAUAUGGCUGUAUUGUAUUUCGUUAGAAAUUAGGCCACACAAAUUGCCUCUGUCCUUAAUAUUUCUCUCCAUUCUUCAUACCUCGCGAUCACACCAAAGAUAUUAUUUUGAUUGACCACUGAUUGUUACCAGAUCUGCAAUUAUGUAAUGCAGCAUUAAUAAAACGUCGAUUUAAUUCUCCCAAAAUUUGCUAUAAACAAAUAUUAUACU